This is a messenger RNA of Chironomus riparius, 1020 nucleotides long. The record is from the annotation of a GenBank genome assembly. NCBI's taxonomy places the organism in Eukaryota, Metazoa, Arthropoda, Insecta, Diptera, Chironomidae.
CUCGUCUUAUCGCAUGAUUUCCUUAUUGUCUCAUUAAUAAUUCAUUCUACACUAAGAUUAUUUAGUAUAAAUUAUUCACAGCUCUAUGAAUUUUCAUUUAGUCUUGAAAUUAAAAUCUAAAGAAGUUAAGAAGAGAGAAAUGAAGCGAAUUAAUUUAAUAACUUUUGCUUUAUCAUGCAUUCUUAUCAAAAUAGAAUCUUUAGAUGUAACACCAACAGAAGUCUGCACUGAUACCAGAACUAAAGAUUAUUUUUGCAGUGAUAAUGUCACUUGCACUGGCACAGAAGUUAUUUAUUGCGCUGGCAGUCAAGCUUCUCAAGCAAUAACUUACUCGUGUGGCUCUAAUUCAUUGUGUCAAAUAAGUGAUGAUGGGGAUUAUUGCGCUGAAUCUUGUGGAAGUACUAAUAGCAAUAACAACAAUCCAGAUUUUACUUGCACUGGUCUAGGAUAUUAUCCAAAUCCUUAUGACUGUACUUCAUACUACUUCUGUUCAUUAAAUAGCGACAAAACUCAAUUUGUAGCAACUCUUUACAAUUGCCCAAGUGGGAAUGUUUUUUCUCCAAGCUCUGCAACAUACUGUACUCGAAAAAAUAUCAUAAUUAAUAACUGCAUAACGGCCGACUGUGGAAGAACUAAUUCAUCAAAAUAUAUCCAACUUCAAUAUGGAUUCAACAAGCAAUAUUAUGCAUUAUGUGCUCCUGAUGCAACUCUCCCAACUCCAAUUGUCUAUGUUUUCGUCUGUCCAACUAAUUCACUUCCAAAACUUAACACAAAUCCUCCAAAAUGUUCGUACACAUGCUGGCGAGCUGGAUUCUUCCAGAAUAAUUUGGACAAAUCGAAAUACUUUGAAUGCUAUUGGAAUAACUUGAGACUCGAGAGUAUUGAACGGAGAUGUCCAUCAGGUUCAACUUUUGAUGCCACAGUUUCUCAAUGUAAGGUUGAAUUGAGAACUAUGAAUGCUGCAAUUUCCAAUAUUCUAAACGAAAAUGGUGACAAUGAUUCAUAGUUUUCAGUAAGACC